AAGAGUUACUCCAAAUUCUACACUCAGUAGGACGUCUGUUUGUAAAAAAUAUACUAUUGGGAACCAAUUAUUGUCUGUGCUUGGUUGGCGUUAUUGUGUAUAGUGAAGUUGGAUAUCAGACAUCUUGAAACUUAAAACUUCUGGUGCAUUAUUCAGUUUCUGUGGCAAUUGUCCCUCUGGUGGAAAUUUGAACAAUGAAGUGCAUUGAAAAGUGGAUAAGCUAUCGAUUUGGCUCCAGAAGUAAUCAAGGCUGAAAUAAAAAAAAAGAUGGGUAUUCAAAGUGAAAUAAAAUUUUUUAAUAAAGAUAAAGACUUCACUGAAAUUGAAGAAGAUUUUUUGGAAUUUUUCCGCAAAUCCAAAGAAGAACCUUAUUUGAGGAUAUUUUCAAAUUCUGAUCCGAUUUCCGAGACCUUAACUCCUUUGGACAUAUUGUCAGAUUCCACUUUUAAGGCAAUAUGUGAUACUGAUAUAUUUGAUAGAACUAAUAGCUCUACAUCUACGUUAUCAAUUAGCUACAGAAUGGAAAAUAUUUCAGAUGUAGAUGAUCUACAAACACAAAUUAUUCGUGGCGGAGGGCAGUACAUAAUAGACGAGUACCAGAAGAAUAAACUGUUGACUGACAGAAGCAGAAACAUAGCUGCAAAUGUGCAUUAUGAAAAAUAUGGGAGUGCAGUACCCAAGAGCGCAAAAAUGGAGUGCGCAAAAAAAUUAGUUGAAAUUUUCCCAGUGUACACAAAUUCGGAAAGUUCUACAGGGGAUUACGAAAUUUUUUUCAACCCUAGCACAAAUGGAGGGUAUCCUGAAAAUCGACUGACAACUUUAAAUAGAAUAAGUAAAAUAGACAGAAACAAUGCUCCUGCCAACCACCUUCACGACCAGAAUGUUUCGAUAACAACAGAGGAAAUGAAUCUUACUGAAGAACUCAAAAAUCUGUUUUUAUUUAAUAAUAUUCUUAAGUUUGAAUUAUUGAUAUUUUGGUAUCAGACCAACUGUCAACAAAAAUCAUGCCAAAACACUGGUGCUAGUAUGCAAUCAAAAUAA
Messenger RNA from Leptinotarsa decemlineata (Colorado potato beetle), 1041 nucleotides. RefSeq lists its product as uncharacterized. The record is from RefSeq and is a predicted model, not a curated record. Lineage: Eukaryota; Metazoa; Arthropoda; Insecta; Coleoptera; Chrysomelidae.